Messenger RNA from Dissoconium aciculare CBS 342.82, 990 nucleotides. RefSeq names its product Metallo-dependent phosphatase. NCBI's taxonomy places the organism in Eukaryota, Fungi, Ascomycota, Dothideomycetes, Mycosphaerellales, Dissoconiaceae. The record is from RefSeq and is a predicted model, not a curated record. The coding region runs from base 1 to 990 and encodes 329 amino acids. Gene Ontology annotation, molecular function: hydrolase activity. The transcript has a single exon.
AUGCCGGAUGAAUUCGAUAUACCCAACAUUUGGCAUCAAUUCCGCAAUCCCGUCAAGACAAUCGCCCGGACGCUGGACUUCAUCGCCGAGUAUGUGCGUCCAGACCCAUUGACCCGGCGAAACAUCACAGUAGUCUGUCUCUCGGAUACACACUGUCAACUCCCACCCGAUGGCGUCCCUUUCGGCGACAUCCUCAUUCAUGCCGGGGACAUGACCGACAAAGGCACCGUAGAAGAGAUUCAAGCACAGAUCGACUGGCUCGACGGUCUUCCUCACAGAUAUAAAGUCGCCAUCGCGGGCAACCAUGAUACAUUUCUCGAUCCACAGAGUCGACAGACUCUCACAUCAGGAGAACAGAAGCAAUCACUCGACUGGAAAAGCGUAAUCUACCUCCAAGAUGGGACCGCCGAGCUGAACUUCUCCCAUCGUCUCGGCGACGGAACCCACGAUCGGAUCAAAGUCUACGGCCUCCCUCACAUCCCUGCCUGCGGCGGACCGGAAUUCGCCUUCCAAUAUGCUCGGGGGAGCGACACCUGGUCAGGCAAAAUCCCUACCGACAUAGACAUCCUGAUCACGCAUACGCCGCCCAAGUAUCACCUCGACCUCCCGGACUGGUCCGCUCUCGGCGACGAAUUCCUCCUCGAGGACGUCCGCCGCACGACGCCGUUGCUGCACGUCUUCGGCCACGUCCACGCCGGCAAAAGCGAUCUCAUCAGCAGGCUGCGCGGAGGCCGAGAGACGGUCCGCUGGGAUGCGAGCGAGAGGCACUUCGCAAGGAUCAUGGGGAGGGGUCCUGCGACUUGGCUUUUCGCUGGAUGGCUGGACGUCUACGGAUGGCUUUUGUUGGGCAUUGCUUUCCUCCUCUAUGCUGUCAAUGUCGUGAGAGAUCACCUCGGAUGUGAGACGAAUGCCACGAGGAUGGUCAAUGCGGCGUUGAUGUAUCGGAAUACAGGCCGACUGGCGAAUCCGGUGCAAGUCAUCCAUAUUUGA